AUGACAGGAUCCGGAAAGACGACAUUCAUUGCCAAUGCGACCGGGCGGACAGACCUAAAGAUUGGUCAUAAUCUUACUUCAUGCACACAAGAGAUACAAAUCAUCGAGACUGUACUCGACGGCCGUACGGUCCGCUUUGUUGAUACCCCGGGCUUCUCCGACACAUAUCUCUCGGAUACCGAGGUCCUGGAAAUGAUCGCAGACUACCUAUCGGCAGGGUACUCAAAGGAAAUGCGCCUCUCGGGCAUAAUAUAUCUUCAUCCGAUCUCAGAUAACCGUGUUACCCACCAUGCGACUAAAAAUCUCGACAUGUUUCGAAAACUAACUGGGGAGAAGAACCUCAAGAAUGUAAUACUGGCAACCAGCAUGUGGGACAAGGUUACCCCAGAGGAAGGCUUAAAUCGCGAGUUGGAGCUCAAGAACAAAUUCUGGAGCAUAUUCAUAGCAUUCGGCGCACAGUACUGUCGACAAAAUACGUCGGCCAAGUCCGCUAAACAAAUCGCAUCCAUGCUCAUGGACAACGAGCCUUUUUACCUUGAGCUACAGGAGGAGAUGGGAAAAGACAACAAGGCUCUCAAAGACACAGCAGCUGGGAGGGAGAUUAUGAGCCAACUCUCACUACUCAAGGAACAACAACAAAGAGAGCUUACUGAGAUGAAGGAGAUGCUUCUGCGGACCGCCGCUGAAGAGAACAAGGCUGCUUUGGCUGCACUCGAGGAGCACUAUAAGAAGAUGAUGUACGGCAUGGAAAAGACUAUAUCAGACGAGCGGCGGAUGAACGAAGAGGCGGCCAGGUCAAGUGACGAGAAGAUCAAGGAAUUGACGGAGAGAAUCCACAAGCUCGAGAAGAAAGGCUCAUGUGUUGUCAUGUAA
Messenger RNA from Trichoderma harzianum CBS 226.95, 873 nucleotides. RefSeq lists its product as hypothetical. Lineage: Eukaryota; Fungi; Ascomycota; Sordariomycetes; Hypocreales; Hypocreaceae. The record is from RefSeq and is a predicted model, not a curated record. The coding region runs from base 1 to 873 and encodes 290 amino acids. Gene Ontology annotation, molecular function: GTP binding. The transcript has 2 exons.